CCUUCUGUUCCGCAAGGCCCGUGCAGAUCAGACAUCUUUCGGCUGCGCAGUUAUCCAGAGGUUCCGGUUGCCGUCGAAGGCCCCUGGCUUCAUGAGGCCAGCAACAUGGCCAAAGACGUGAUCGAUGCGCCGCCUUCUCGAUCCUCCCUCGCAGUCUUCGCCCAUAUUGGUGCGCCCUCAGCAUCUGGACGCCACCGUUCUCGCGCCGCGCGAAUCCGUUCUACCCAGUGAGCCUCGUGAGCGACUGCCGAAUUGUUCACGCAGCUCGCUGGGUAGAAUCGUUCGCGCAUCUCGCUGGGGAGCGACGGCUCCCGAGCCCCGCGCCGCCCAUGGCGCCGUCCACGGCGCUGGUGGCGGAGGGGGCGCCCCGCCGCACGGUCGGCAUCCUCGCGCUCCAGGGGGCUUUCGAGGAGCACGAGCAGUGCUUCCGGCGUCUGCCCGAGGACUUGCUGCAGAAAGUGCGCUUCACGCAGGUGCGCAAAGCCGAGGAGCUUGACGACUGCGACGCGCUGGUCAUUCCUGGUGGCGAGUCCACCACCAUGAAGAUCAUAGCCGGCAUGGACGAGUUCGCGAGGGUGCUGAAGGCGUUCGUACAUGGGGGCCUGGGCUCCAAGGGCCAGCAGCUGGCGCCUAGACCAGUCUGGGGCACCUGCGCGGGCUGCAUCUUGCUGUCCGACAACGUCGUGGGCGGAGGGGGGCUGCGGGAUGCUAUCUGCAAGGAGGAGCCGGCGCAGAAGAAGUGCAAGUACGGAGAGCAAGUCGGCGGCCUUGCCAUCUCAACGUGCCGCAACUUCUUCGGCCGCCAGACCGAGUCGUUCGAGGCUGGCCUAGCCGCGGACAAGGCCUGGGCGGCAGAGGACCCUCGGCACCGAGCGUUCCAGGACUAUCCUGCCGUUUUCAUCCGCGCGCCGGGUAUCCUGGACAUAGGCGACGGCGCCCGGGCGCUCGCGCGGGUCGUCCACCCGGGAGCGCCGGAGAAGGAGGGAGGCGUGGUCGUGGCCGCCGAGUCGGACCAGAUCCUCGUCACGUGCUUCCACCCCGAACUCACGGAGGACAGCCGGAUACACCGAUAUUUCGUCGAGGGCUUCGUUCUGAGAGCGCGGUGCGACGGCCAGUGAGGAGCUCUUUGUGGCAGCGGGCUGACGCCCCCCCACCCUUCCGCGGAGGCCCUCGCCACAAGCCAUCGCGAUUCGGCGUCGUCCUCUAGGAAUUUUCAGCGUCUGGAGGCCGUCUUACCCAAUCAACGGGUGGGAGUCGGACCGGGCGGCACGAGAAACGAACGACGUGUGAGCGUCUUGGCGGUGGCUGCUUUUCCUUCAGCUCGACAUCUCGACUGCGGGGGACGCCGAUGACGAGCGCUCUGUGGAGCAGGCGCGCAGGCGCACGAGGCUUCUUUCCGUCGGCGGCCUCGCGGUCGAUCUCAUGGCAGGCUCGGUGAAGUGUGCGGCCGCGCAGCGUCAUUUGAUGAGUGGAUCCUGCGUUUGAGGCCUCUUCCGAUCGUGCCACAUCCAGC
Messenger RNA from Prorocentrum cordatum, 1513 nucleotides. The record is from the annotation of a GenBank genome assembly. NCBI's taxonomy places the organism in Eukaryota, Dinophyceae, Prorocentrales, Prorocentraceae.